CGCGUCGUGGUCUCGUUGUGUAACAGCCUGCCAUUGCAUAUAAUACACACAGUUGCCUCUUCCUCCACAAAACCACUCACGAUGGUGUCGUAUUGUCGUGAUCAACGUUCCCUGUCGGUUACCACAAUCAAGCCAGCCUCGUUUCCGUUCAGAUUCCCUUCAGUCAGCCGGAACGUCGUAACCAGAAGCAACACGCGAUUCUAACUCGGUUUAUUGUCCAACCGGGAAGACUAUGAGCCUGUCAGUGAGUCUCGAGUAGUGUCUUACCUGUACCUGACUGACAAACGAUUUUUACUUUUCCAACAAUUUUAUUAGUGCAUUAUUCGACUCUCUUGCUUCUUCCUCGUGAAGAUGCGUCGCGUGGAGACGCAAUAGCUGUUGCGUGUUUUCCGGUGCGUCCUCGGAGUGUUUUAACGAAAAUUGGGCAUUAUCGGAACAGUGACAGGUCUUGUUUCUAGAUCAUCUUUCGUUAUUCUAAGUGUACGAGUGUAGUGACUCGUUCGUGGGUGGGACGUUAUUGGUGAGUGGAUCGAUGGAAGCCUGUGGAUCCGUGUAUUAUAGUGAUUCAGCGGGAUGAUCUUCUAUGAUACGGUUAGAAUGACACACACCGUGAAUUAUCCAACCCUGCCACCAAACAUAUCAAGAGAUUUGUGCCUGACUUGGAAGAACAUUUCCUAUAUUGUCGAGAGAAAGACUAAUGGCGGCAGUCUUCGAGCGAUUUUCGGUCUGCAGCACACCGAAUAUAUUCAUCUGCUCAAUGGAGUUAGUGGUAUAAUUACUUCCGGAAUGUUGAUGGCGAUCAUGGGACCAAGUGGCGCUGGGAAAACAUCGUUGCUCGCGACCAUCAGCCGCCGUGUGAAAGGUGCAGCGACAGGUGACGUCCUGUUAAACGGGAAGCCUAUCGAUACUGGGCAGAUGAUAAGGAUAUCUGGAUUCGUUCCACAAACAGACCUGGCAAUCGAAUCGCUGACAGUCCAGGAGCACAUGGAAUUCAUGGCGUGCAUGAAAAUGGACAGGAGGCAGGGGGCCAACGUCAGACGGCAACGCAUAAUGGCCCUUCUAGGGGAAUUCGGUCUAGUGAAAUGCGCCAACACAAAGCUGUCCAGCCUGUCUGGUGGAGAAAGGAAACGUGUCGCCUUGGCUGUCCAAUUACUUACUGAACCGAACAUCCUGUUUUGCGACGAACCAACCACGGGGUUGGACAGCUAUGGCGCGAUGACCGUGGUGAGGACGCUGAGGGAAGUUGCUGCCAGUGGAAGAAUAGUCAUUUGCUCCUUGCAUCAACCCGCUUCCGGUCUGCUGGAGAUCUUCCACGAAGUCCUAUUGCUCUCCAUAGGCAGAGUCGCCUUCCAGGGUUCGACCAAUGACGCCACGGAAUUCUUCGAUAGCCUGAACCUACGUUGUCCACCCACCUUCAACAGUGCGGAAUUCUACGUCUCUCAGCUCUCCAUAGUUCGUGGCAAUGAAGCAGAGAGCUAUCGAAAGGUGAAUUGGAUCUGCGACCAAUACGAGAAAUCGAAGUACGGCCAGAGGGUGUCCAAUCUGAUCGAAUACUCUUGCGCCACGCUGCUGGACAUUAGCGAGCUGCCCGCGAUAUUCUCAGAGGCCAAUCUGUCCCUGAGAGACUUCAAGAAGGCCCGAUCCUUCAGGCAGAUCCGUUGGCUCACGUGGCGAACCUACCUCGACUACAAGCGAAACUACUCGUCCCAUCUCUUGCGAUUCGUCACGUACAUGUUCGUAGGGCUGCUGAUAGCAUCACCAUAUGUGAACAUCACUGGCCAACCGAUGAACCAGGACACUAUACAGAACAUGCAGGGUCUUUUGUACCUGGUGGUCGUCGAGACAGCUUUCACGUUCAAUUAUGGUGUUUUCUACACGUUCCCACGAGAACUGCCACUCUUUCUACGGGACAUUGCCAGUGGACUCUAUGGCCCGUUGCCAUAUUACAUCAGUAAGGUUAUCGUCAUGAUACCCGGGGCGAUAAUACAGCCAUUGCUGUACUCGGCUUUCAUAUUCGCAAUCACGGGUCUGAAGGGUGGACUUUUAGGAUUCGUUUACUUCACACUGCCAGUAGUUGCCUGCGCCAUUUCUGCGUCCGCUCUUGGUUGUUUUCUGUCAGCAUCCUUCCAGUCACUGGACACAGCUUCUUUAUUCUCGGUGCCAUUAGACUUCCUUGGUCUGAUGUUCUGCGGAAUUUAUCUACACCUCGGGCACCUGGCGCCAGGUAUAGCGUGGCUGAAAUAUCUGUCGCAAUUCUAUUAUGGCCUCGAAGCGGUUUCCUUGACGCAAUGGCUUCUAAUCGAUCGCAUAAAAUGCUCUCCGGACCCAGAAGAGCCGUGCAUUUCCACUGGGCUAGGAGUUUUGGAGAAAUAUGGCUACUUGUCGAAUCACUACGCCACGGACAUAAUAGGUCUUCUGCUGAUUUUCGCGGCGAGCCAUCUGGCGGGGUUUCUGGUAAUCAGGUACAGGAGUCGCAAGGAGUCGGUCUACUGAAUUAUCUCAUCCGAGCUUAAC
This is a messenger RNA of Eufriesea mexicana, 2514 nucleotides long. It is a transcript of the gene bw, whose product is annotated as brown. Gene Ontology annotation, molecular function: ABC-type transporter activity; ATP binding; ATP hydrolysis activity. Lineage: Eukaryota; Metazoa; Arthropoda; Insecta; Hymenoptera; Apidae. The record is from RefSeq and is a predicted model, not a curated record. Bases 574 to 2493 code for a protein of 639 amino acids. The transcript has 14 exons. Gene Ontology annotation, biological process: transmembrane transport. Gene Ontology annotation, cellular component: plasma membrane; cytoplasmic vesicle membrane.